Messenger RNA from Balearica regulorum gibbericeps (East African grey crowned-crane), 966 nucleotides. The record is from RefSeq and is a predicted model, not a curated record. Lineage: Eukaryota; Metazoa; Chordata; Aves; Gruiformes; Gruidae.
AUGUCAAGCAAUGUUUCACAAUGCCAUUUCAGUAAAGAACUGGAACCUUUUACCUAUUUUUACUACUUUAUUUUUCUUAUGGGAUUUAUUGGAAGUUGUUUCGCAUUAUGGGCAUUCACGCAAAGAGAUCAGAAACAGAAGUGUAUGAGCAUCUAUUUAAUUAACCUCUUAACAGCAGAUUUUUUGUUGACUUUGGCAUUGCCAGUAAAGAUUGUUGUUGACCUAGGAGUUGCGUCCUGGAAGCUGAGAAUAUUCCACUGUCAAGUUACAGCCUGUUUCAUCUACCUGAACAUGUAUUUAUCAAUUAUAUUUUUGGGAUUCGUAAGCAUGGAUCGUUGCCUUCAGCUAAUGCACAGUUAUAAGAUCUACCGCAUUCAAGAGCCUGGAUUUGCCAAGAUGUUGUCUGCAGUCGUAUGGACAAUGGUUCUCCUUAUAACAGUGCCUAACAUGGCCAUUCCAAUAAAAACUAUUGAGGAAAGACCUGGUGCAGGAUGCAUCGAUUUCAAAACAAAAUUUGGAAGAGACUGGCACGUGUUUACUAAUUUCAUAUGCACAGCAAUAUUCCUGAAUUUUUCAGCUGUGAUACUGAUUUCCAAUUUCCUUGUUGUUAGACAACUCUACCGAAACAAAUACAGCGAGAGUUACGCAAACGCGAAGAAAGCCCUCAUCAACAUACUGCUCGUAACUGCUGGCUACCUGCUGUGUUUCGUUCCAUACCACAUUGUUCGUAUCCCCUACACCUUGAGCCAAAGCGAUACCAUAACCAGCUGCUCUCUGAAACAAGCUCUCUUUAAAGCUAAAGAAUCUACCUUGCUGUUUGCAGUAUCAAACCUCUGUUUUGACCCUAUUCUCUAUUACCAUCUUUCCAAAUCAUUCAGAUUGAAGUUUACUGAGACUUUUGCAGCACCCAAAGAGGCAAAGAUUUCCACAGACACAGAGGCUGAACAGCAGAUGCAACAAUACUGA